This is a messenger RNA of Zea mays, 564 nucleotides long. RefSeq lists its product as uncharacterized. Lineage: Eukaryota; Viridiplantae; Streptophyta; Magnoliopsida; Poales; Poaceae. The record is from RefSeq and is marked validated. Bases 103 to 486 code for a protein of 127 amino acids. Gene Ontology annotation, cellular component: nucleus. The transcript has a single exon.
AUCUCACCAGUCAUCUCGUCGAUCUCGACCUAGCCAGGCUUCCCUUGCCCUAGGAUUGCGCCGCCGCCGAUCCAACCGGCUUCUCCCCACCCGACGGCCGCGAUGUACAACGGCAACAGACUGCAGACCACACGGGGGUCGGGCACCAACGGGUACGUGCAGACCAACACGUUCUUCGUCAAGCCCCGCUUCGCAUCCGGUGGGGGUCCUGGCGGGCCCCACAGGCCGCUGCCCCCCGACGCCGCCGGUGCAGAUGGCGGCGGGAUGCGCAAGCCCAACAAGGAGAUCCUCGAGCACGAUCGCAAGCGCCAAGUCAAGCUCAAGCUGCUCGUGCUCAGGGACGUGCUCGAGGAGCACGGAUACACCGAAGACGAGAUCGAGGAGCGCGUCGCGGAGGCGCGUAAGGCCACGGAGGCAGAGGCGGCCGCGACAGCAAAGGAGGCAGGGAGCCUGAACAGUACAGGGAUAUUGUUCAUCUAUUUAUAAGCACAGGGCGCAGCCUGUGUAAAAUUACAUUCAUGUCCUUUAUGUUUACUAUUGACUUAAUGACAAUCCAACGAGGAC